GACGUCAUGUCGAGGACGGCGGGGCACCGGCGGCAGUGAUGUAACAGUGCAGUGUGUCAGUGAGAGCGAGUGACAACAGUGAUGUGAGAGUAGCAAGUGGACCACCAGCCAGGACGCCGACGACAGCCAGCCCAGCGACACGCCAUGGUCCAACUGAGGGCGCGGGCCCCGUGUCGCGUGGUCCAAUGGGAGCACGGCGCCUAGCCCCCGGCCGCCGCCCAGCAUGGCCAUGGACUCGAGGGAGUUGGACUCCCCCCUCGUCGACCUGGACGGGCUGCCCGACAUCCGGGCCGACUUGCACGAUGACCUGCACAUCCAGGCCGCGGUGGGGUCGGACCGCGACUCCCCCAGCUCGCUCAAGCGCGCGGGCCUGGACCUGGACGGCGACCAGGCGACGGCCAAGAAGCGCCGCAAGCAGUCCAAGCCGGUGCGCAUCAACGCCCCCGCCGGCGCCAACGUGCCCGUCGACGGCGCGGCCCUGGGCGACGCCCUGGCCGAGGUGCUCGGCGACGCCGUGCUCGGGGAGGGCGUGCUCGGGGACGCCGGCAGGGUGUCGCCCAGCCUCGACCUGGAGGUGCAGGUGCACUGCCAGCCCGAGGCCCGCGAGGCGUGCCGCGAGGAGAUACCACUCAACCUGUGCAGCCUGCCCAAGACGGAGCCCUCCUCGCCCGUCGACGACUUCGCGCCCUUCGCCGCCAACAAGUCCCCCGGCAUGGACGUGGACCUGGCGCCGCAGCAGGACCGCCUGGCCAUCAACAGCUUCUGGGGGAUGUCCCCGCCCUUCCUGUACCCCAUGAUGGCCCCCCAGGCCGACCAGCCCCUGGCGACGCCCCUGCCGCCGCCCUUGCCGCUGCAGCCCCACCAGCAGGGCCACCAGCAGGGCCACCAGCAGGGCCACCAGCAGGCCCACCAGCAGCCCGGCAACAACCACCAGUCGCGGUGCUCGCCAGACAACCGCACGGGGUCGUGCACCAUCUUCAACCCGGACGCGUACUGCGAGCUGUGCAACAAAGAGUUCUGCAACAAGUACUUCCUCAAGACGCACAAGGCCAACAAGCACGGCAUCUUCUCGAGCAGCCCGGGGCAGCAGGCGCCGCAGCAAGCCUCGCCCGGCGGCAGCGACGCGUACCAGCACGGCCUGCUGCCGCCCCGACCGCUGUCCCCGCCCGGCGACAAACUCGGCCCCUCGCCCCUGAGGCCCCCCAAGGACUUGACUAGCAGUAAGCACGGUAAAAACUUGUUCCAGAGGAAAAUCAAAGUCAAGUCGUUCGGCGCCAACGGCGAGGAGGUGUCGGUGACGCCGGUGGUCAAGGUGGAGGACGAGUACUACGACGCCGACGUGCUGCUGAGCCGGCUGUCGCCGGACGACAAGCAGGGCCCCGGCCCCGGCGAGGAGGCCGCGGAGGGUGGCAGCGCCGGCGACUCAAACGAGUCGACGGGUAUCCUGCGGAAGGAGGUGCAGGAGGAGAAGCCGGUCUUCACGCCGGAGAAGAUGCGCAGCCUGGGCGUCAUCAACCCGGAGGCCUUCUGCGAGAUCUGCUGCAAGGAGUACUGCAACAAGUACUUCCUGCGUACGCACAAGUGGAAGCGGCACGGCAUCGCGCCGCCGGAGGGCGAGGACAAGGACUCGUCGUCGUCGUCCUCGCGGUCCGCCGCGCCGUCCUGGCUGCAGCAGCUGCAGCAGCACGCCGCGCCCCUCAACCUCAUCAUGGAGGAGGCCACCAACAGCGGCGACGCGCUGUGCAAGUACUGCGGCCAGUGGUUCCCCUCGGAGCAGGUGCUGCAGGUGCACGUGGCCUUCGCGCACCUGCCCGUCAAGAAGGAGAAGGAGGUGGAGGACGUCCGGCAGGCGGAGGACGCCGACAAGCCGCGGAAGGCGGACCAGAUCGAGUCCAUCAUGGACGACAUGAAGAAGGUGCAGUCCAUGUUGUUCCAGCUCAACAGCCUGAACGCGGUGCAGGGCGAGGUGGCCGCCAACCCCGCCCACCCCGUCGCCGGCGACGAGCAGCCGACCCGGGAGAGCGCCGCCGCGGCCGUGCCCUGCUCCGCCUGCAAGAAGAGCUUCCCCGACAAGGCGGCGCUGCAGCAGCACGUGCAGGAGCACCACUGGAGCGGCGCCGUCAAGACGGAGCGCGACGUGGACGCGACGCCCGGCCGCACCGCGGAGGCCGCCGCGCCGGAGCAGCAGCCGCAGCAGCAGGCCCCCGCCGAGCCCAAGCCCGUCACCUCCACGCCCACCAGCAGCUACUGCGAGAUCUGCAACAAGGAGCUCUGCAACAAGUACUUCAUGAAGACGCACAUGCAGCGCAUGCACGGCAUUGAGAUCGAGAACGGGUCGCAAAUCGGCGGCGUGGUCUGCGACAUCUGCAACAAGGAGCUGUGCAGCAAGUACUUCCUGCGCGUGCACAAGCAGAACACGCACGGCAUCGUGGACGAGUCGAGCGGGCCGCCGUCGCAGGUGCGCGGCGACAGCAUGUUCGGCACGCACUUCCUGGACGGAGGCACGCAGGCGCUCAAGCCCACCGACCUGUCCGAGAUGAGCCACCGCUACUUCACGCACUUCAACGAGGUGUGCACCAUCUGCAACCGGCGCUUCCGGAGCGUCAAAUGGCUCAAGGCGCACCUGAUGAACGACCACGGCCGGUCCGAGUACGAGGCCGCCGCCGAGACCAACGACCGCGUGCCCAAGCUGCCGCCGCCGCCGCCCUCGCUGGGGCCCCCUCUGGGGCCGGGGCUCCACCCCAACGACCUGGGGGUGCAGUUGGGGCUGCCCAUGGCGCCGCGGGAGCGCGGCGAGCGCGGCGAGCGCAGCAGGGAGGGCAAGGCGAGGCACCGGGACGGCAACCCGCACUCCAGCAAAAACGGCAACCACUUCAUGUCCAACUUGAUGCAGGGCAGCAAGGAGUACCGCUGCUCGUACUGCCCCUUCUCCACGCCCGUGCUCGCGUUCCUGUACGUGCACGAGAAGACGCACACGGGCAUGGCGUUCCUGCCGGACCAGAAGCGCGACCUGCAGUGCCCCAUCUGCUUCAAGACGUGCACCAAGCCGGACCAGUUCCAGCGCCACAUCCUGUCGCACCAGUUCGCGGGGCUGCCCAGCCCGGGCGCGGCCAUGUUCGCGGGGCUGGACCCGCGCGCCGCCAUGUUCCACCAGCCCAAGCGGGAAAAGCCGCCACAGCGCGCCACGCCCGAGCGGCAGGACCGGCAGGACAGGCAGGACGACAACGACCUCGACGUGGUGGAGCGCUUCAGGAAGUGCCCCAAGUGCGGCAGCGACGCCGCCACGCCGCAGGGCUGCGCCAACUGCGGCUACCCGGCCCAAGGGUCCGACGCCAGGAAGGACUUGAGCUCCCUGCAAUCACUGCUCAAGGACACCGUCACCUCGGACGUCAAGAAGAGGCUGGAGGACGCGGCCAAGCUGAACGACAUCCCCGCCUCCUACGCCGUGCCCAAGACGCAGGACGCCGCCGCCGACCCCUUCAUCAUGCAGCCCUUCAUCAUCGAGGAGCCGAGGGGGGACGAGGUGCACACGCCCGCCGUGGACAAGAAGUUCGUGCCGUCGCUGGUGUUCCUUCCCGUCAAGGAGAGACUGUCCCGGCCCCUAACCGCCUCCUUCACACUCACCCCUGCGUAGGCCCUGGCCCGGCCCUGGCCCGGCCAUGGGCUAGUUUAAUUGUUGAUUGGCUGUAGUUUUGUAUAUUUUCGUCUCUAUGGAUAUUUUUGUUGCAUGUUCUAGUCAAAGCCACCUAGUCAGUACGAGACUGGAAACUUUAGUUGGUGUAGGUGUGAUCUCGAGCUAUACGAGACUAAGAGGGGUGCAUCCUCGUUUUGAUACGAAUGCGCCGCCUUGAAACUGAACGUUCCUAUUUGCCUUUAUUGACUGUGCUCGUCUCUCAGGAUAGAGCAGCCAAAGGUUAUGUUCCUAAGCGUAAUUGUAUUCACGUGUACCAACUCUUAUUUUUUUAGCUUAAGUUAUCUAGUGGUUUUUCCUGUUCACUGUUGCUGUUUGUGCGUGAACGAUGCCAGAUUCACUAUAUUAGAUAUUGUUUGCCUCUCGGAGGCGAUUUGAACUAAUGUAUUGUUUUUACGCGGGUCUAUCCGUGAAUUGUGAUGUUUACAAAGUUCCUAUGGGUUCUCUUCGCCCCGCUGCGACAGAGGCCCACCAGUUACAAACGUACCGUUCAUGCUCAAGAAAUUCGUUGAUUUGUUGGGCACAAAAUGAAAAUGUGUGUAUAUUGUGUAAGAUGGCGUAUCUGUAAUUAAUAUAAAUUAUUUGAUUUAAAUAAAAUUUCACAAAGUGUACUCAGGGUUUAAACAAAAAGUGAACUUUACGUGGCAAAGCAUUGUUAUCGCCAGUUGAAUUUCAUGGAUUUCGCAAUAUGUUAUUAAAUACGUCAUCUCUGUACCAUCUUUGAGGUGCCACCCACUAUGAGUGAUCUAUCAAAAUGUUUGUGGGGCGAGUCAACUUACAAUGUGGGAACCUAAAGGUUUAGUUGUACGGGAAUCUUUACCACAGUCAAUCAAAAGGGAAUUACCAUUAGAAUUAACUGUUGUUCCUGACGAUGCGAGUGUUGGUCUCACUCGCAAGCCGGCGUACUAGAUGGAGUAGCACUUGCAUUGUAUACAAUACUGCAGUUCUUAUUGUACAAGUAAUGUGGUUUAUGGAAACGGAAUGUUACUUAUAUUUCAUAUUUCAAUGGGUAUUAUUAUAUAUUCAAAUAGCGUCGGUUUUAAGUGAGACGUUUUAGCAUGGACGUGUGAUUGUUUGCCUUGUAGACUAGAUUUAUAUUGAGAGGUACGGCUGUCUGCCGUGAAGUUCCUAAUGUUGUUCAAAUUAUUUGCAGAGUUAUUACGGCCCGGGUACGGUACUAUUUAUUUGUAGGUUCCUUUUAUAGAUUGUUUUGUAAAAUGCGCGCUUUUCUGUUUCGAAAUACUUUUUUAACCCCUUUUUUAGAGGUUUUGGAAUUGUUUGCAGGUGUCUCUAUGUUCAGUGCCUCUGCAGGAUUGAACCACUCCUUUAGUUAGUUACGGCCACCAGGUGGCUGCGUCUGAUACGGGUACAAGCGCCGUCUGCGCUGCCGGGGCGCGCUGGCGGGCUGAGGGAGCGGCGGCGCGGGGCGUGGGGGCCCCGACUCGCUUUUGGGCGUUCACACAAGGAGGACCUUGUGGCCUCCGAAAAGCGUCGGGGUCCCGAUGGUGGAGUGGUUGAACUGUGUGGUUGCAGUGGCGAAUGCAAACGUGUGCAAAAAGUCAAUAGCGCGUUCCUAGUCGCGUCAUCAUUAUCAUUAGAGCUAUUAUAAUUAUUGCUGCUGUGGGAGGUUUUGUUUUUUAUUGUUCGACUUUCUAGUCUGGUUUAUUUGUGCGGGAUUUUUAUUUUGUGUGUGUAUUUUGGGUCUGAUAUGUGCACAUCCCGGGCCAUUUGUGUUAAUUUUGAAGAUGCGAUUUGAUUCCGGUGUCAAACCACUCUAGUCAGUUUACAGAUAGUCAUUUUUAAUCAGCGCAAAACGCACUUGCAAAGUCAUCUUUAUUCUAGUCUGCGAAAGCAUUUAUGUUCAGUUCUAGUCUCCGUACAUGCGUCUAGUCACCAUUUAUUUAAUGUAUACCGCUAAUACGCGGGUUUUGACAGGGAACCGAAUCGCAUCUUUGCACUGUCCAAAACCUUUAAAAUAAGUGAUUGUUUUUCGGUUCUGAAAAGAACGGAAAACAAAUUGACUUUAUAACAUUCAAAUAUACAGGAAAGUAGGGAUCGGCCCUAAAGUACCUUCUUCCAUCGCAGCUGUCACUUGCAUCCUCAUAGCUUUGAAAUCGUCAACAUAUUUUUGUAUAAAACCCUCGCCGUCAAACUGCACUGUAAACAAUUUAUGAAAUUCGCUGUGCUUAAAGCUUUAAGAGCAAGGGGAUGCAAUGACCGUAUCUUUGUACUGAAUACAGAGUUUCGCUAUGUUGCAUUAGAUCAAUUAUUGUGAGAGUAAAAAAUUGUGGACAUCGUUGAUCGAUUUUUUAAAAAUCUCUGGCUCACUGCUGUGCAUCUUAUUUCUGUAAUUUGUAUGUGAAAACAGAGCUAGAAAUAGCUGACAAAGUAUCCCAUUCCGAGCCAAAGUUGACUUGUAAUGACAUCUCGUAAGUGAGGAAUCAAUUAAAGUUCCUAAAUCAAAUAA
Thrips palmi is the source of this 6158-nucleotide messenger RNA. RefSeq lists its product as uncharacterized. Lineage: Eukaryota; Metazoa; Arthropoda; Insecta; Thysanoptera; Thripidae. The record is from RefSeq and is a predicted model, not a curated record. The transcript is spliced from 2 exons. Bases 224 to 3634 code for a protein of 1136 amino acids.